UACUGCCGUAAGGUUAUUGGAUCGAAAGUUCGUAAAUAACACCCACUGCUUUCUGCUGCUCGAACGUCAAUUUUGAUAAAAAAGUAUUUGGAAAAAUGGUCAAACUUGAUGGUGAUAAAUUUGAAAAAUGUUCGAUCGAGAGAAAGACAGUCAAUUACGAUGACAACUCCGGUAGAUUUGCCAAAGAAGGUGAUGAAUACACCAAACAGUACGCCAGUCUGUACGUCAAACGAUUGGAAGAGCUCGCGUCUGUUUUGAAAGUUAAACUAAAAGUCAAAUGGGGCUCAGACGUGAACUUGAUUCCAUUAUCCGACCUAGAAGAGCAGGAAGGAAGAAAAUGUGCCAUUAUUGGUACUCUGUUUAAACAUCAACCAAAUAAACCUUCUAUUUUAAAGGAACUCAGCGAAGAGCAUCAAAUGUCAAUGCCAGCUCCUUUAGUCGAUUAUUGUUCAGAUGAAGACCAAUUGUUUUUAGAAGAUCAAACAUCACGAGUAAGACUGACUGGCGAUAAUGUCAAUGUUAAAAUGUCUGUCACUGGAGUGGUUUGUGCAGUACUUGGAGCAGAGAAUAGUAAAAGUACAUUUGAGGUUGAAGAAUGGUGUUUUUGUGAUUGUCCAAUGCAAUCAACGAUUAAAUCCAAAAAUUCAGGAAAGAUAGUAUUUGUUUCUGGUUUAGAACUUGCAACAAAUCCACCAGACUUACCUGUAAGCUUAUUUGAACAAUGGGUCUGUGGCUUGGCUGGAAAUCCAGAAAUGCAAGAAGAGAUGGCUUCUGUAGUAAGAGUUGUUAUAGCAGGUAAUAGCAUAAAGGGUUCUAAAGAUGUACAUGUAAGUCGAGGUUUAGUUAGUGGAAGAAAAGAAGAUGCUGCAGCUGCCCUAGAAAUGACAACAGGUACCAAACGAUUGGAUGCACUGUUAGAGUCUUUGGGAAGUAACUGUUGCGUCACUCUUAUGCCUGGUCAGUUUGAUGUCACAACUCUUAUGAUGCCUCAAAAAUCAAUGCACCCUGGAUCAUUUCCAAGAGCCAGAAGAUAUAAAAGUAUUAAAGGUGUAUCAAAUCCUUGGAUAGGAAAAGUAGCUGAUAAGGUAAUUGUUGGCACAAGUGGUCAACCUAUCCAAGACAUUAUUAAAGUAUGUGGUCUUGAUACCAAACAACCUCUGGAAUGGUUGGAAAAAACAUUAGAAUGGAGACAUAUGUGUCCCACAGCGCCUGAUACAAUACCAUGUAUGCCAUUCUAUAAAAAUGAUCCAUUCAUUUUGAAGGAAUGUCCUCACAUUUAUUUUGUGGGCAACAUGGACAAAUUUGAAACAAAAUUAUACAAAGGUAAAGAUGGACAGAGAGUACGUCUGGUUUGCAUACCAAAGUUUGCCCAUACCAAAACAGUUGUUUUAGUUGAUUUAGAUACUCUUGACGCCACACCAGUAUCAUUCGGUUCCAAUUUAGAUUAAAUCUUAUAAUAAAGCUGUACUCUUUAGUGUUAUAUAUUUUUUAUAUUUUUAAUAAUUUUUUUUUGAAACAAUGAACAAUAAAUUCUUUUUUGAU
Messenger RNA from Trichogramma pretiosum, 1542 nucleotides. Its product is annotated as DNA polymerase delta small subunit-like. The record is from RefSeq and is a predicted model, not a curated record. The transcript has 5 exons. Gene Ontology annotation, molecular function: DNA binding. Bases 96 to 1448 code for a protein of 450 amino acids. NCBI's taxonomy places the organism in Eukaryota, Metazoa, Arthropoda, Insecta, Hymenoptera, Trichogrammatidae. Gene Ontology annotation, biological process: DNA replication; DNA strand elongation involved in DNA replication. Gene Ontology annotation, cellular component: delta DNA polymerase complex.